Molecule: messenger RNA, 1491 nt
Organism: Phaethon lepturus (White-tailed tropicbird)
Lineage: Eukaryota; Metazoa; Chordata; Aves; Phaethontiformes; Phaethontidae
Product: retinoblastoma-associated protein-like
Exons: 11
Coding region: 1-1158 (385 amino acids)
Biological process (GO): negative regulation of G1/S transition of mitotic cell cycle; cell differentiation; regulation of transcription by RNA polymerase II
Cellular component (GO): Rb-E2F complex; chromatin; nucleus
Molecular function (GO): RNA polymerase II transcription regulatory region sequence-specific DNA binding
Source: RefSeq, a predicted model, not a curated record
AUGACUGAGAGGACUGGUAAUUGCCUGGUUAAUGACAUUACAUUUCUCUCAUUUGAGCGAGAGGGGUCACCACUGUUCGAUCUUAUCAGGCAGUCAAAAGAACGAGAAGGCCAAACUGAUCAGCCUGAGCCCACUUCCACUCUCAAUCUGCCUCUCCAACAUAAUCACACUGCCGCAGACCUCUAUCUUUCUCCUGUGAGAUCUCCUAAGAAGAAAGCAUCUGGACCUCCUCCAAGUGCUACUUCCAGUCCAGAUGCUCAGCCAACUGUGACCCCUCAAACACAGAAACCACAGAAAUCUACCUCUCUCUCUCUGUUCUACAAAAAAGUGUAUCUACUGGCCUAUCUUCGACUACAUACCCUGUUCUUUCGGCUUCUCUCUGAACAUCCUGACCUGGAACCCUUGAUCUGGACCCUCUUCCAGCACACACUGCAAAAUGAAUAUGAGCUUAUGAGAGACAGGCACUUGGACCAGAUCAUGAUGUGUUCCAUGUAUGGCAUAUGCAAAGUAAAGAAUGUAGAUCUUAGAUUUAAAAUAAUAGUUUCGGCAUACAAGGAGCUUCCCAACACAAAUCAAGAGACUUUCAAACGUGUUCUUAUCAGGGAAGAACAGUAUGACUCCAUUAUAGUCUUUUACAACUUAGUGUUUAUGCAGAAGCUGAAAACGAACAUUUUGCAGUACGCCUCCAACAGGCCUCCCACUCUGUCACCUAUCCCACACAUUCCUCGCAGCCCUUACCAGUUUUCCAACUCUCCUCGGCGUGUCCCUGCUGGCAAUAACAUAUACAUCUCACCCUUGAAGAGCCCAUACAAAUUCUCUGAUGGGUUUCAGUCGCCCACAAAGAUGACUCCACGGUCUAGAAUUUUGGUGUCAAUUGGUGAAUCAUUUGGGACUUCUGAAAAGUUUCAAAAAAUAAACCAGAUGGUGUGCAACAGCGAUUGCCAGCUAAAACGCAGCGCAGAAGUAAGUGCUGCUCCUAAGCCACUGAAGAGGCUGCGCUUUGAUAUAGAAGGGCAAGACGAAGCAGAUGGAAGCAAACACCUACCCCAGGAGUCCAAGUUCCAACAAAAGCUUGCAGAAAUGACAUCUACUCGAACAAGAAUGCAAAAGCAGAAACUGAAUGAUGGAAAUGAUACCUCAGCCAGUGAAGAAAAGUGAGAUUCUUCUCAGGACCAGGGGCUGCACUGCAGGCCCUCUUAGCUUGUUUUUGUUUUACAGCCUUCAUUAAUUGAGUUGCUUUUUUAGUUGCUUUUUAUUCCGAACUGCUAGUUGAAAGCAUUUGGACUUUUAAAAUUUUUAAGUGUUACUCAUGAUACUUUGCCUUAUGAUGUAGCAUAUAUACAAUGUAAGCCACUGAAUUUAAUUUAUAUAUAUUUUUUGAGGAUUUUAAAAACAGACUUGGAAGGUGUCUUAGUUUCCUAAUGCAACAUUACUGAUUUAAGCCAAUUCAGUCUACUUGGAUUGAAUUUUUCUGUCUAAAGACAAAAUGUU